This is a messenger RNA of Venustampulla echinocandica, 540 nucleotides long. RefSeq lists its product as uncharacterized. Lineage: Eukaryota; Fungi; Ascomycota; Leotiomycetes; Helotiales; Pleuroascaceae. The record is from RefSeq and is a predicted model, not a curated record. The transcript is spliced from 4 exons. The coding region runs from base 1 to 540 and encodes 179 amino acids.
AUGACUAGAAUCAUCAAUCUCGCCCUUUUGAUCCUGCAGGUUCUUCUGGGCCUUUUUGCCAUUGCUCUUGCAGCCCCCGUUGUAGAGGCAACCUUGGUUGAAGUCAUUCCCGGACCAGGGAUGCCUAGUUUGGCAUCUCUCAACCUCACAUCAGCACAGCUGUACGCCAUGGAUCCCCUGUCCCAUGGUUUGGAUGCCCGAGGUGCCAAUAUCGAGGAGAAAUGUUUCAACUUUGACCUUGCCCCUCGCACCCAAGUUAGUGCCUGCAAGAGCUACCUGACUGCGCUUGGAAAAACCAUGUGCGGUGUCCAUGCACCAGCCGGCGUUCAUGGCUUCUAUCAGGCAUUUUGCCAGGCCGGGAAGGCUAUGAUCUACGGUGCCAAUUGGGGACCUACCGACUUUGCUGGAUCCUACUGCUCUGACGUUGCCUUGGCCAUCGGCUACCUUCUUCGUGACUGCGGUGCUAACGGCGGAGAUAUUGCUGGCCAAAUUGCUGCAAAUGGAAACGGGGCUCUCCUCGUUAGUGUUGUCGGCGUCUAA